Molecule: messenger RNA, 752 nt
Organism: Danaus plexippus (monarch butterfly)
Lineage: Eukaryota; Metazoa; Arthropoda; Insecta; Lepidoptera; Nymphalidae
Product: chorion class B protein Ld10-like
Exons: 2
Coding region: 81-752 (223 amino acids)
Biological process (GO): chorion-containing eggshell formation; multicellular organism development
Cellular component (GO): egg chorion
Molecular function (GO): structural constituent of egg chorion
Source: RefSeq, a predicted model, not a curated record
GAAAUCGCAAUAUAUAUAAAGUAUUGUUCCAAAAAAAAUUUUAAUUAUACUUCAAAGGGGGAACGUAUCAAAUAAAAACGAUGAUAUCAGUGGGAAUCCCAACGUUGCUCACCUUAAUGACGAUUCAGUCCAUUACAGGUCAAUAUAUGAGAAAUGCAUACAACGCUGGCUUCCCGAACGAUUUGGCUGCAAAUAUAGCUGCUGAAAAUCUGGCGUACUCUCAAGCGUACGGGCCUAUUCCUGCCAAUGCUUUGGCAUAUGGGCCACCUGAAGCCAGUGCUUUGGCGUAUGGUGUGCCAAAUGCAAAUGCACUGGCAUACAGUGCAGCCGCACCAAACCUAGCAAGCGCAUCAAUUGAUUUAGCUGGCGAAGCACCACUUAUUCCAGCAGUUUUAAACUAUGGUUUAUCUUUGAAUGAUUUGAGAGCAUCUAAUGGCGGUGGUUUGACAGUUAGAAGCUCUUCAUCCAUACCAGCGAGUGGUGUGACUGUUGAAACUGAUGAUAUGCUGAUUGAGGGUCCAUUGGCCGUCAGUGGUCAGUUACCGUUCCUAGGUGUUGUAGCUCUGGAAGGACCUGUGGCUGCUGGCGGAACUGGUUCUGUUGCUUACGGCUGCGGUAACGGUAACAUUGGCAUCGUCACUGAAGGUGUAGACCAACCAGCCCCAGCUUAUCCCAAUGCCAUGCCAAGAUAUGCUAAUGGCCCUUGCAUGAAUGGCGGUCCAGGUAUUGGACUGGGUCCAGUUGUAUAUUAA